AUGGCGGCAGAGCAGGGGAGAGCGAUGGAGGAGAUGGAGCGGAGCAAGUCUGCUGCAUGUAAGCUGGACAUGAAGAUUGCAUUUGAAAACUAUAAGUAUUUUAAAAAUGGUGACAUCAUCAUUGGUGGAAUCAUAAUGGUAAAUAACCAAGUGCUGCAGCUAGCAGACAAAAAAGACUUUCCUCGUCGAGACUACAGAACCGUCACACUGUGUCAUGCCCCUUAUCCUGGAAGUUACAAGGACCUGGUUUAUUUUCUUUAUGCUUUAGAACACAUAAAUAAUGACCCGGACAUACUCCCUAAUAUCACUCUGGGAUAUCACCUGUAUGAUGCAUGUGGAGAUACAAAUAAAGCUAUAAGAAACACAAUAGAAAUUGUAUCUGGUCCAGUGACAACAGUUCCCAACUACUCGUGCUGGAGACAGGGAAACAUUGCUGGACUGAUUGGAGAUUUUGUCUCUGGAACAUCCAUUUCUAUCGCCCAGAUAUUAAGUAUUUAUGGAUUCUCACAGAUAAGCCACGGGGCAACUGACCACAAAUUAUCUGACAAAGUUUCCUAUCCAUUCUUUUUUCACACAGUUCAUAAUGUUCACGUUUAUUUUGAAGUAAUUGCAGAUGUAUUAAAACAUUUUUCCUGGAACUGGGUUGACAUUAUCACCAGUAAUGAUGAGGCUGGAGACAGAGAACAGCAACUUCUUACCAAAUACCUUGAAGGUUUUGGCAUUUACAGUGAAGACUGCACAAAAUGUUUGGAUACUGAGUGGCCAAAUGAUGUGAAGACCGAGUGUAUUCCUAAAACUGAAGAAUAUUUGUCAUACUCUACUGGACUUGCUAUUGCUCUCUGUUCUGUCUCCAUCCUCUUUCUGAUUAUCACCAUUCUCAUAAUGAUCGUUUUUAUAUUAAACUAUAGCACACCCAUUGUAAAAGCUAAUAACAGGAAUCUGAGUUUUACUCUUCUUGUAUGCAUUCAAAUGUCAUUUGUCUGCGUAUUUCUCUUUAUUGGUCGCCCCACUGAUACAACCUGCAUGUAUCGACAAGUCUUCUUUGGAAUGCUCUUUUCGGUUGCUGUUUCUUCUGUUUUAGCCAAGACUAUUACAGUCUAUGUCGCUUUUAAAGCUUCCAAACCUGGAAGCCACUGGAGGAAAUUAACUGGGACCAAAAUGUCAAAUCUUAUAGUCUUGUUUUGUUCUUUAGUACAAGUUAUAAUCUGCAUAACUUGGCUGUCCCUUUACCCUCCUUACCAGGAACUGGACCCUCACUCCUACACUAGAAAGAUCAUUGUUCAAUGCAAUGAAGGUUCGGUUAUUGGCUUCUAUUCUGUUUUAGGCUAUAUGGGGUUUCUGGCAUCUGUCAGCUUUGUUAUAGCAUAUUUAACCAAAAAGUUACCAGAUAGUUUUAAUGAAGCCAAGUACAUCACCUUCAGCAUGCUGGUGUUCUGCAGUGUCUGGAUUGCCAUGAUCCCAGCCUAUCUGAGCACCAAAGGCAAAUAUAUGGUGGCUGUAGAGGUUUUUGCCAUAUUAGUUUCAAAUGCUGGACUUGUAGGCUGUAUAUGUUUACCCAAAUGUUACAUUAUUUUAUUCAAACCGUCAAUUAAUACAAAAGGUUACAUUCUUAGUCAUGGAAAAAAAUGA
Molecule: messenger RNA, 1629 nt
Organism: Nanorana parkeri
Lineage: Eukaryota; Metazoa; Chordata; Amphibia; Anura; Dicroglossidae
Product: vomeronasal type-2 receptor 26-like
Exons: 5
Coding region: 1-1629 (542 amino acids)
Biological process (GO): G protein-coupled receptor signaling pathway
Cellular component (GO): membrane
Molecular function (GO): G protein-coupled receptor activity
Source: RefSeq, a predicted model, not a curated record